AUGGCGGGUCAGGGGCUGUGUUCUCUGGCGCACGAGCGUGUUUCAAUGUCUUCCAGAAGACCCACACGCGCUACCUACUUUGUUGAUGCUGGCGUCCCGCCGCCGCCCUACAGCCCGUCCCGCAUCGCAGGCCAUCCAUCUGCCUGCACACAGCCAGCUCUGUUCUCUCCGCUCACCGCCCCAGCGCCCACGACACGCACGAUCCUGUCGCAGAUCCCCUGCAGCGUUCCGCGGGCACCACGACUGCCGGGUAGUGGCAUUGUUCGCUCAUCUGUGCGACGGACAGCCCGCUCGGAGCAGCAAUCACCACCACGACGCACCCAGCUGCCUGCCCAGCUCCCACCCGCCCACGCAGCUGCUCACCGCCCACAGCGCCCGCACGCCCACACACCCACCUGCUCCACCAUGAGCUGA
Messenger RNA from Dothidotthia symphoricarpi CBS 119687, 414 nucleotides. RefSeq lists its product as uncharacterized. Lineage: Eukaryota; Fungi; Ascomycota; Dothideomycetes; Pleosporales; Dothidotthiaceae. Bases 1 to 414 code for a protein of 137 amino acids. The record is from RefSeq and is a predicted model, not a curated record. The transcript has a single exon.